AUGCUUGCUGCAAUUGCAGGUUUUACUGUCUCCUUGACUUCUUCAAUCUACACUGGCGGAAUUGAGCAGAUUAUUGCUGAAUUCAGCGUAUCUAAUUCUGUGGCCCAACUUGGAGUGUCUUUAUUCGUUCUUGGAUUCGCACUUGGGCCGCUGUUAUGGGCUCCCUUGUCUGAGAUUUACGGCCGUCAGACAUUGUUCAUCUCAACAUUCGGCUUACUGACACUGUGCAAUGCAGCAGCAGCAGGCUCUCAAUCUAUUACGCUGCUCCUUGUCUUUAGAGCGCUUGGUGGCAUCUUCGGGUCGAGCCCCUUGACAAAUACAAGCGGCGUGAUUGCUGACCAAUUUUCAGCUAAUGAGCGAGGUCUGGCCUUAGGAAUUUUUUCUUUUGGACCAUUUAUGGGACCAGUGUUGGGGCCGAUCAUAUCUGGUUUUUUGGGACAGCGUGCUGGCUGGAGGUGGAACCUCUGGCUUCCUACCAUAAUCGGUGCUGCUAUAUGGGUGUUGAACAUAAUCCUAGUUCCAGAGACGUAUGCACCGGUACUAUUGGAAAGGAGGGCAGCACUUCUCACAAAGAAAACUGGAAAGGUGCACGUCAGUUAUCUCGAACAAGGUACAACGAGAAAAGUCGGUCCAGCUUUGAAGGCUGCCCUUUUACGACCAUGGAUGCUCCUACUCCUUGAACCUAUUGUCUUGAUUUUCUCGGUGUACAUGGCCAUCAUAUAUGCCACCAUGUAUAUGUUUUUUGCCUCUUUUCCUUUGAUCUUCCGGCAAGAGCGAAACUGGAAACCCUCUAUGGAAGGACUUGCAUUUCUCGGCAUAGCAGUCGGGAUGAUCUUGGCAUUAACCUGGAUGAUUUUUGACAACAAUUGGUACAGCGAAAGAUCGAAAAUGGCUCCUGGUGGACGUGUUGCGCCCGAAGCUCGCCUUUCCCCAUGUAUGCUCGGUGCAAUUUGUGUGCCUAUUGGGCUGUUCUGGUUUGCAUGGACCGCAUCACCACAAAGCAUUCAUUGGUCAGUCUGCCUAAUUGGGUCGGCCUUUUUUGGUGGUGGCAAUGUUUUAUUAUUCAUCAGUUGCACCAACUAUCUUGUUGAUGCCUACUUGAUUUAUGCUGCAUCAUGCAUGGCAGGGUCUUCGGUACUUCGCUCUGUUCUUGGGGCAGUUUUCCCUUUAUUUACUGUGAAGAUGUACCAAAAUUUGGGUAUAAGUUGGGCUAGUUCUAUCCCUGCUUUUCUCACAUUGAUAUGCACCCCAUUUCCAUUUCUGUUGAUAAAAUAUGGCCCCGCCAUUCGGAGGCGAUGCGUUUAUGCGGCGGAAGCUGAAAAGAUAGCUCAAAGGCUAAAAGAGGAGCAUGCUGCAAAUAUGUCACUGGGUGAAGAAUUACAAAAAGCUUAG
Messenger RNA from Penicillium cosmopolitanum, 1392 nucleotides. RefSeq names its product MFS transporter. Gene Ontology annotation, biological process: transmembrane transport. The record is from RefSeq and is a predicted model, not a curated record. NCBI's taxonomy places the organism in Eukaryota, Fungi, Ascomycota, Eurotiomycetes, Eurotiales, Aspergillaceae. Gene Ontology annotation, molecular function: transmembrane transporter activity. The transcript has 2 exons. The coding region runs from base 1 to 1392 and encodes 463 amino acids.